This is a messenger RNA of Ornithorhynchus anatinus (platypus), 1424 nucleotides long. RefSeq names its product NME/NM23 family member 7 (gene NME7). NCBI's taxonomy places the organism in Eukaryota, Metazoa, Chordata, Mammalia, Monotremata, Ornithorhynchidae. Gene Ontology annotation, biological process: GTP biosynthetic process; UTP biosynthetic process; CTP biosynthetic process. Gene Ontology annotation, molecular function: ATP binding; nucleoside diphosphate kinase activity. The record is from RefSeq and is a predicted model, not a curated record. The transcript has 12 exons. Gene Ontology annotation, cellular component: centrosome. Bases 287 to 1309 code for a protein of 340 amino acids.
ACGGGCAUCUGGAUUUUGGGUCGGAUGCAACUUUAGGCUAUUCAGAAGUCCAGCCGGCGACAGAAAGAUGAAGACGUAGACCUUUCGGUCGCUGGCGUGCUAUUUCUGUUGCUGCUAUCACCUCAGCAUCUAAGAGUGCCGCCUUAGAGGAAUUGCCGUGGUUACUUGCCUUCGGCGUACGAGCCAAGAUGAGAGAUUUGUUUUCCUCUCCGAAUGGUAUGAUCCAAAUGCAUCUCUUCUUCGCCGUUUCGAGCUACUGUUUUACCCGAAGGACGGGUCUGUGGAAAUGUUCGACGUGAAGAAUCACCGCACUUUCCUGAAACGCACCAAAUACGACAGCGUUCACCUAGACGACCUCUUUAUCGGCAAUAAGGUGACCAUCUUUUCCCGGCAGCUGAUGCUCGUCGACUACGGAGACCAGUACACCGCCCACAGACUCGGCAGCAGGAAAGAAAAAACCCUGGCAUUAAUUAAACCGGAUGCUUUAGGGAAGAUCGGCGAAAUCAUCGAAAUAAUUGGCCGUGCUGGACUUACCGUAACUAAACUGAAAAUGAUGCUAAUGUCCAGGAAAGAAGCCACUGACUUCCACGUGGAUCAUCAAGCAAGGCCCUUCUACAAUGAACUUCUGCAGUUUAUUACAAGCGGUCCCAUUGUUGCCAUGGAGAUUUUGGGCAACGAUGCUAUAAAGGAAUGGAAGGCGUUACUGGGACCAGCUAACUCCUGCGUGGCUCGUACAGAUGCUCCAGAAAGCAUCAGAGCAAAGUUUGGAACGGAUAACAUAAAAAAUGCAGCCCACGGACCUGAUUCUUUUUCUACUGCCGCCCGAGAAUUGGAGCUGUUCUUUCCCUCCGGCGGAGGUUGCGGCCCGGUGAACACGGCAAAUUUUACCAACAGCACUUGCUGCGUUAUUAAGCCUCACGCUAUUAGUGAAGGACUUUUGGGCAAGAUUCUCAUAGCCAUCCGUGAAGCGGGCUUUGAAAUUUCUGCCAUGCAGAUGUUCAACCUGGACCAGGUUAAUGCCGGAGAGUUUUACGAAGUGUACAAAGGAGUCAUCGCCGAAUACAACGAGAUGCUGACAGAAAUGUGCGCCGGUCCCUGUGUGGCAUUAGAGAUUCAAGAAGGUGGUGCGUCCAAGACAUUCCGAGAGUUCUGCGGGCCUGCUGACCCUGAAAUAGCCCGCCACCUUCGCCCCGGGACCCUCCGAGCCACUUUCGGCAAGACCAAGAUUCAGAACGCGGUCCACUGCACCGACCUCCCUGAGGAUGGGCUCCUGGAGGUGCAGUAUUUCUUCAAGAUCCUGGACAACUGAGCCCGGUUUGCUGGUAGGCCCCUCUCCCCCAAGAGCAGAUCUCACACACUGCAGUAAUGUGUUCAUUCAUUUAUUGUCCAAUGUUUUAACCUGACUGAAUACAAGAUCAACAAGA